Messenger RNA from Cornus florida, 1257 nucleotides. Its product is annotated as 11-beta-hydroxysteroid dehydrogenase-like 4A. NCBI's taxonomy places the organism in Eukaryota, Viridiplantae, Streptophyta, Magnoliopsida, Cornales, Cornaceae. Gene Ontology annotation, molecular function: oxidoreductase activity. The record is from RefSeq and is a predicted model, not a curated record. The transcript has 6 exons. Bases 34 to 1005 code for a protein of 323 amino acids.
UAGCUACAUCAUUGUCACUUUUUAGUUACAGAAAUGGAUUCAAGUGAUCUGAUUCAUGAGUUGAUAUACAUAGUGCUUAUGCCUGUAGUAUGUGUGUCUCUGUGUAUCAUCCUACCUCCCGUCUUCAUCUUCAACUUCAUACGUACUAUCUUACAAUAUUACAUCUCCCCAGAGAACAUGAAUGGAAAAGUAGUUCUCAUCACUGGUGCUACAUCAGGAAUUGGAGAGCAAAUGGCUUACCAGUAUGCAAAGAGAGGAGCUUCACUUGUGAUAGUUGGGAGGAAUGCCCACCACCUUCCAAAGGUUGCAGAGACAGCUCGUGGCCUGGGCUCUCCUGAUGUCCUGGAGGUUUGUGCAGAUGUUUCCAUUGUUGAAGAUUGCAAGCGCUUUGUUGAUGAAGCUAUCAAACACUUUGGCAGAUUGGAUCAUCUGGUCAAUAAUGCGGGUAUUGCCUCUGUAAGCCCAAUUGAAGAUGUCACAGAUUUUACGAAUUUUACACGUGUGAUGGACAUAAACUUUUGGGGAUAUGUUUAUCCAACCCAUUUUGCAAUUCCUCACCUCAAAAAAAGCAAGGGAAAAAUUCUUGCCAUUUCGUCUGUUGCUGCAUUGGUGCACCCUCCCACAAUGGGCAUCUAUAGUGUAAGUAAAUCGGCAAUAAAAACUUUCUUUGAAACGUUGAGAUCUGAAUUGGCACCUUCAAUCACAGUAACAAUUGCAACUCUUGGAUUUAUAGAUUCAAAAAUGCUCAGAAGAGAACAGCUGUCUAAGGUUGUUUUUCAAUUAGUUCCGGUGAUGACUUCAAGGAGAGCUGCAGAAGCCCUUGUUGACGGGGUGAGGCGAGGAGAAAGACAUGUGACCGAGCCAAAAUGGUACAGGGUGUGGUUUUUGGUGGGAGCUUUAUGCCCUCAAGUGAUGGACUGGUGUUAUGGUCGCAUUUUAUUUCCCCAACUCAAACAUGCCUUAGAUGAAGCAUCCGUUUCAACGUCACAAACUAAAGCAGACUAGGUUCCAUAGUUAUUGGAUUCAUAUUUUAUAAAUAUAUUUAUUUCUAAUAUUUAUAUCUUUUUGUUGAUUUCUAAUAUUUAUAUGAAAAAUGCUUAAAAGUUGACCCCAAUAGUCCAAUUGUGGGAAUCGGGUGUAAACUGUGAAAUAUAUGUUUUAUGUAUAUCUUCAUUACGUGUACACCAUGAUGGUAUCAAUUAAUACUGAUCUACAUGGACAUUUCUUUUGUCUAUAAAUUUUUUAUUUAAGUAAUAA